UUCCCACUCCAAGAAAAACAGUUAAGAGCUUUUUGGGGCCAACAAAAUAUAAAAUAUGGAUAAUAGUCUCUUUCCAGAAGCCUUUAGCAGAGGUGGUCCUAUAGAAUGAAUGGAUCAAGUUUGGUUGGGGGCCCUCUACAGGAUGAGAUUCAAUCUUCACCAUGAUUGGCUCCUGUGAAUCUUUUUUUCCUAAAGACAAAGGAAAAGCCCAGACAAAGUAAAAUUGUAUUUGGUGCAAGAGCUCUUUCUUUACCAAGUCUGGCGGGCGUCUAGCAAAUUGUGCAAAGCUCAAGUUUCGAUUUCAAUUGAGCAGAGCUAGAGAGAUGAAGCAGGACAGUCCGAAAAGCCGUGCAAAGCACAAUUUUUCAUAGUAUGCAUUCAUUUCUAUGCAAAAUGCAGGGCGUUAAUGGCGUUUUGAAUCCAUUUUCAGCAAGAUGCCUUCAUUUUCAGGGCUUCAGUAAACCUUACUAUUCAACAAGGCUUCAAUGUGCUGGAGUUACGAAAAGGGUAACCCUGAAAUUCAAGGGUUCGAGUAGCUUGCCUGAAGUUCGAGCGGAAAUUGAGGAGGUGAGUCCGGCCGAUCAGCAGCAAGGGCAACGCCAAAGCGAAGAGCAAUCCCAAUCCCAAGCUCAAGCCCAAGCAAGGUUAAGCUUCUUGACGAGGUCUCAGACAUAUGCUUUACUCAAGAAGCAGAUGGCUGUGGCCGUCCAAAACGAGGAUUACAAAGAAGCUGCUCGUUUACGAGAUGCUCUAAAUUCGAUGGAAGAAGAGGAACCAGCUCUUUGUUUACAGAGUUUGUUGAAAAAGGCUAUUUCUGAGGAGAGGUUUGAAGAUGCUACAAAAUACAGAAACGAGCUUCAGCUUAUUGCUCCUGAUGCAUUUCUGAAGUGCUUAAGUGAUACCACUACAUUUGGAAUCAGAAUUCAAGUUAGGAGCGUAUACGUAAGAGGACGGAGCCAGCCAUUGAAGGGACAAUAUUUUUUUGCUUAUCGUAUAAGAAUCAGCAAUAUAUCUGAUCGACCAGUCCAGCUACUUCGUAGGCAUUGGGCUAUUACAGAUGCAAAUGGCAAAACUGAACAUAUACGGGGCAUUGGGGUUAUUGGAGAGCAGCCAGUUAUACUUUCUGGGACUAGUUUUGAGUAUUCUUCUGCUUGUCCUCUUGGAACUUCAACUGGAAAGAUGGAAGGUGAGUUUGAGAUGAAAUAUGUGGAUAAAGUCAAUUCAGAAACUUUUGAAGUUGUCAUUGGUGCCUUUGCUCUAUCUGUUGACGGUGAUGAAGAUUCUCCAUAAAGUUAUACCAUAUACAUAAGUAGCAAAGGAGUUUUUGUAGACUUGAAAAUUCAUGUUAGUUUGUAUCCAGGUUUCUUUGUCAGGGCAGCAUAUAUUAUGAAACAAGAACAUUUCUCUAUAAGAGAAGAUGAUUGGAAGAACUUUUUAUUUGAAAAUUAGAUUUUGAAGGGAUUUUGUAGCUAGAGUGCAUAGCAUGCAGUUUUAGUUUACAAUGAUUUUAAUAUUUACAAAAUGAUACGGGAGUUCAUUCUUUUGUUCACUUCUUGUCACAAGGAGGAAAGCGAAUGCUAUAUGACCACGAUUGAUGCUUUCAACUGUUGUUUCAAUUUAAACUUUUAAAGUGAAUCUGCUCUUUUCUGA
This is a messenger RNA of Cryptomeria japonica (Japanese cedar), 1650 nucleotides long. RefSeq lists its product as uncharacterized. Gene Ontology annotation, molecular function: protein binding. The coding region runs from base 373 to 1290 and encodes 305 amino acids. The transcript has 6 exons. Lineage: Eukaryota; Viridiplantae; Streptophyta; Pinopsida; Cupressales; Cupressaceae. The record is from RefSeq and is a predicted model, not a curated record.